AUGCUUUUAGUCUCUCUCGUCGUGGUCUCUCUGCUCCCGGCUCGGGUUUCCUCCUCCUCCACAUCGUCUCCAUCAGUCUGUUUAUCUGUGUGCUCGGUUUGGAGACAGAUCCAGGGACACCUCAGCCUUCUCCUGCUGCUGCUGCUGCUGCUGCUGCUGCUGCUGCUGCUGCUGCUGCUGCUGCUGCUGCUGCUGUCGUUCCCGCGGGAGCCUCAACACCAGUUUGAAACGUUCGAUACUGGCGUUGAGUUUACAUGCGCCUGA
Molecule: messenger RNA, 264 nt
Organism: Knipowitschia caucasica
Lineage: Eukaryota; Metazoa; Chordata; Actinopteri; Gobiiformes; Gobiidae
Source: the annotation of a GenBank genome assembly